AUGCCUCCACAAGAGGGCAGAAGGAGACGCCACAGCCAACGGUGCUCACGCCAGCAGCAGCAGCAGCAGCAGCAGCAGCAGCAACAGCAGCAGCAGCAGCAGCUGUCAGAAGAUGAGGAGCUCCAGCUAGCCCUUGCGCUAUCCCUCUCCCUGCAGCAGCAGCAGCAAGAAGAGCAGAGGCAAAAGCAGAAGCAAAACGAGGAUAAACCGCAGCAGCAGGAGCAGCAGCAGCAGCAGCAGAAGGAGCAGCAGCAGCAAGACGACGCUCAACAGCAGCAGCAAGAACAGCAGCAACAGAAAACGAAGGCAUGCGAUGGCGAGGCAGCGCACGUGAACAGCAGCAGCAGCAGCAGCAGCAGCAAAAGCAACAGCAGCAGCAGCAGCAACAGCAGGAGGCAGCGCGCCGGCAGCAAGCAGGAACCACGCUUCAACGAUCAGCAGCAACGCGAGCAGCAGCAGCAGCAGCAGCAGCAGCAGCUUCUCGGGCCUCAGGGGAGAAGGCGCGGCCGCCUGAGCAACAGCAGCAGCAGCAGCAGCAACAGCAACAUACAGGAGCACGCAGGAGCAGAGAGCAGCAGCAGCAGCAGAGCGCAUCGAAAGAGAUUGCGUAAUGAACAGAUCAGCAGCAGCAGCUGCAGCAGCAGACGAAACAGCAGCAGCAGCAACUGCAGCAAAGAAGAUGAGGAUCUGCAGCUAGCCUUGGGCCUCUCCCUUUCUGAACUCGCCGCCUCCAGCCACCGCAGCAGCAACAGCAGCAGUAGCAGCAGUAGCAGCAGCAGCAGUAGCAGCAGCAGCAGCAGUAGCAGCAGCAGCAGCAGCAGUAGCAGCAAAUGUGAGGCCGAUCCAAAGAGCAGCCACUCAGAACGCCACUUCAACGUGGAAAGCAGCAGCAGCAGCAGCGGCAACAGCAACAGCAGCAACAGCAGCAACAGCAGCAGAAGCAACAAGGGCAGCAGCAGCAGCAGCAGUAGCGAGUUGCAGACACCCCAGCAGGUAACGGGCCGAUGCAGCAGACGCCGCGUUGCUGCUGCUGCUGCUGCUUCUGCCAGCAGCAGCAGCAGCAGCAGCAGCGAGAGCGACGUCAGCAGCAGCAGCAGCAGCAGCAACAGCAGCUGGGGUAGCGACGCGGAGUUCUCAGCAGGCAGGGGGCGCCGCCGCAGCAGCAGCAGCAGAAGACGCCGCUGCAGCAACGGAGCAGCAGCAACGCGAAAAGCAGCAACAAGUCGCACGAACAGCAGCAGCAGCAGCAGCAGCAAAUCGGUGCUGGCACAGCGGCGCGCUGCGCUGCGGGCUGAGCGCAAGCAGCAACGUCAGCGAGCAGCAGCAGCAGCAGCAACAGCAGCAGCAGCGUGGAAAGAAGAGAAGCUGCUGGCAGCAAGAGACUUCCUCUGGGAUGUCCUCACAGGCGUGCAGCCGCUGAUCCCGCUGCAGCAGCAGCAGCAGCAGCAGCAGCGCCAGCAGCAGCAGCAAGCAACGCAAGUGCAGCAGACACUCACGAAGCUGCAGGGCGACCUCACAACAGAAGCAGCAGAGAUGCAGCAGCAGCAAGAACAGCAGCAGCAGCAGCAGCAGCAAGUAGCACCCGUUGCAACUCAUACCGCUGCAACAGAGACCCAGUGUAGUAUUAAUAGUAAUAGUAGCAGCAGCAGCAGCUCCAGCAGCAGCAGCUCCAGCAGCAGCAGCAGCAGCAGCGGCACAUUUCAUAACUAUGUAACACUUGAGAGACUGCGAGAAGUAGCAGAAGCGGCGUCCCUUGAUCUGAACGAGAAAGACCUUAUCGACAUGAUUGCUGCUGCUGCUGCUGCUGCUGCUGCUGCUUCUGCCGCCCCUCACGAUGCUUCUGCAGCAGCUGCUGCUGCAGCAGAAGCAGCAGCAGCAGCAAAGAAACAGUAUAUCACAUUCGCGGAGUUUGCUGCUGUUUUUAAUCAUGCAGGCCUACGAAUAGAAAAGAACGGCCAUGUGUGGUAG
Eimeria acervulina is the source of this 1968-nucleotide messenger RNA. RefSeq lists its product as hypothetical. NCBI's taxonomy places the organism in Eukaryota, Apicomplexa, Conoidasida, Eucoccidiorida, Eimeriidae. The record is from RefSeq and is a predicted model, not a curated record. The transcript has a single exon. The coding region runs from base 1 to 1968 and encodes 655 amino acids.